Molecule: messenger RNA, 612 nt
Organism: Hibiscus syriacus
Lineage: Eukaryota; Viridiplantae; Streptophyta; Magnoliopsida; Malvales; Malvaceae
Exons: 3
Coding region: 1-612 (203 amino acids)
Source: RefSeq, a predicted model, not a curated record
AUGGAUGAGGAUGCCAUUAAUAGGCCUAUCUUUUGUAUGUUUAUGAGAGCUUUUAGAGUCUCUGGUAAUAUGUCUGCGGUCGACAACUCGAAGUUUUUGGGUAGCUGCUGGAGUAGUUCUAUUUCUGAGGGUCUUAAUAUCCCGGUUGAGAAUACAGAGAAUUCAGUGACAGUUCAAAGCCCUUUAGAACAUGAUGAGCAUUUAAGGAUUAUUCUGCAGACUCUAAAGGAAAAUAAGUUAUACUCCAAGUUGAGAAAGUGUGAGUUCUGGAUCAGCGAAGUGACUUUUCUUGGACAUAUCAUUUCUGCUGAGGGUAUCCGAGUGGAUCUGAGUAAAGUGGAGGCUAUUCUGAACUGGAUGCAACCCAAGAACGUCUCUGAGAUACGUAGUUUCUUAGGCUUAGCUGUUGAGCAGGGAUCAAGUUCAAAGUAUACUUUGGAUCAGGAUAGUAUUUUUUACUUUCACGGUCAUUACUACGUCCCUAAAGAUGAUGAGUUGAGAUGGGCUAUUCUUAAGGAGGCUUAUAGUAGUCCUUACGUUAUGUAUCCUGGUGGGGACAAAAUGUACAAGAAUCUCAAGGAGCGUUAUAGUCAAUUAAGAUUCCUGAAUUGA